CUGGGAGUUGUCGUUUAACCUCUCCGUGCCUGGUUUUCAGAUGACGUCUGGACGAGCGAUAUACACGAGUGUCUCUGCAGAGGGAAGUCCAUCAUAGAAAUGAAAAUAGAGGCCAGACUUGUUUGAGGUUUUGGAAACAUGUCCAAGAAAAGGGGCAGGAAACGCAGCAGCGGAGAGCUGAGCGACAGUCUCACUCCGGAUCCCAACAACCUGCUGGGUCGACGGAUCCAGCACAGCUGGAGAGAGAAGGGCGCCUUGACCAAGUGGAAGGGCACCGUGCUGGACCGACUCACCGUCAACUCUUCCUUAUUCAUGGUCAAGUACGACGGCUUCGAUUGCGUCUAUGGCAUCGAGCUCUUUAAGGACGACAGGGUCUCGAACCUGCAGGUCCUCACUGAAAAAGUGGUGAACAACAAGAUCAAGGUUCCACACGACGCAGAAGAGCUGGUGGGAAAAGCGGUGGAGCAUCUGUUUGAAAAGGAAGACGGCGAGAAGAACGAGUGGAGGGGGAUGGUGUUGUCUCGCGCUCCCAUCAUGACUAACUGGUAUUAUAUCACCUAUGAGAAAGACCCGGUACUGUACAUGUAUCAGCUCUGGGACGACUACAAAGACGGAGAUCUGCGGAUCUUACCUGAAGCAGAGAAUAAACACCUGCUCCCGGCAGACAGAAAGCCCGGAGAGGAAACCGAGAGCCUUGUGGGUAAGCAGGUGGAGUACGUCACUGAUAAAGGGGUGAAGAGAACUGGCCUGGUCAUCUAUCAAGUUCCCGCUAAGCCGUCCGUUUAUUACAUCAAAUAUGAUGAUGAUUUCCACAUUCACGUGUAUGACCUGGUGAAGACCACCUAAACGAAACAAACGAAAACAAAACAGUCCCACUGUCUGACCUUUUCAUAGCUUAAGUAUCAUCGCAUUGUACCUUCUCAUACAGUUUGCCUCGCUGUGAAGGGCUGGCGGAGGUAUGAAACGUUCAGGGUUUGUUCAUUUGUGUUGAUGUUGACAGGUUAGGAAGACACUUUAAUGUUUAUAUGCCCGUUAAACAGGUCAUUUUAAUGUACUAAGGCCGGGGUACUUUUUAUUUAGCUUUAAUGCCACGGCAAAGGUCAGUCUCAUUUGAGAUUUGUUUAUGAACGUGCGCUCGUUGCUUCUUUUGAAUUGUAAAUAGUUUGCAUUUCAGCAAUGCAUACGUGAUGUGAGCGAGACACUUAAUAUUAAAAGAAACAGGAGGAGGGCUUUAUCUGAAAUUUUAAGUAACUGACACAGUUGAAACCUAUUUAUUAUAUAAAAAGCUUAUAAUUGCUGUACAAACGCUUAUUGGGACUUCUUGUCGGCUUUAGGUGCCGAAUUAAAAAAUACAAUCGGCUUGCUUAAAAUGGUAGGUAUGUUCUGUGAAAGAUGUAGCUUACAUCUUAGUCCAAAGGUGGUUUUAUGGAUUAUAUGUACCUUUACCUGUGUCUAGGUAAGUUGGGUGACAUCAUCACGACAUCACCAGGCCCUAUUUGUAGCACUGUAACAAUCCAAGAAACAUUUGUCUGUUUUACCUGUGUAAAAAAGCAGAUGCGCACUUAAUGUCAUGCAUAUCGCCAAAGGAUUUUUUGCUUAGAUUAAAUUUUCUGUUGUAAAAAAAUGAAUGCCGUUUCGCGAGAUAUUAUACACGACAGUAUAUAUGUUCAUUUAAUAAUACUAACAACAAUCUCACAAUCACUUAGAUGGUUCAACGUUCAAUGCAUGUAGCCCAGUUCUGUGACAGCAGUUUAAUAGUUUGACUUGUAAAGUUUACUAGUCCUCAGUUUAGUCCAAUCCAGCAGGCUGGAUAAACCAGUUCGAUUUCCUCAAAACUACUUUGCCUUACUGUGAAUUAAAGGCGAUGCCUGUGUAUGCUUAUGUUAUUAUAGCUUAUUAACAGAUUUGACCAUCAUAGCUGACCCGAGCACAGCUCUAAAACAUUUUACGAUUUCAUUUUCUUGACGUCUGACGGGUUUCACUUGUGCACAGGUGUCGGUGUGAGAUUGAGCUUUAUGUUGGUGUAGCUCUGAAAGUGAUAAAACAGCAAAUCUGUUUCACAUGACAUUCACAUUUUGUAUGUAAAUAAUGCACAUACGUGUUGUAAUUGGCCAUCUGUUCGUGUAGCUGAUGUGGGUCUUUUUUUUGCUUGUAGCAUUUGCACUUUAAGCUGUUGAGUGUACAGUAGCUCUCACCUGUCUCACAGAAACAUUAAAAACACUGCAAAUGUGAGUUGCAUAAGAAAAGAAACCAUAUGAAGUGUCUUACCUGAUUAGCAUCACCAAAAUCAAAAAUAAACAUAUGAGGCUCAAAACAUUGUAAAUUGAAAUGAUUUGACCUUGCGGACUCUUAAAACAAUCCUAAUGCCAAAUUAAAGGCUAGUCUGCGUUCUGUUAUAAAUAUCUUAAUAGUUUGUAGUUUUUUGGUGCCCAAUAAAUUUCAUCACCAAAAUGAUUUUGUUAUUGACCUGCACAUGAAGGGAUUUAUGUAAAUGUAAUGCAAAGCAGUGUUCUCUGAAGGGAUGUGUUUUUUUCUGCUAUCAUUUGCAUGUGGCUCAGUCUUAGACAGACUGAAGGUUUUUGAAUCUCUUCAGUAGUGCGCCACCGAGUCCUCAUUGGUUUAUUGUGUAGUUUUCUACUUUGAUAUUUGAAAUACACAGCACGUGUCAUUUAUUUUGAGAAAAGUGCUCAAAAGAUCAGAUGAUUGUAAGCUCUGGUUGUUCAUUUGGAUAGCUCAUUGUAGGUAAUGGGGGGAAUAAAUCACAUUAUCUAAAUAUGAAUUGUCAACCUUUCAGCUGUGGACAUAGUUUUAGCUUUUUCUGUGCCAGUAUAUUGAGCAGACUGAAAUUCUGUAUUUGGUUUCAUCACAUUUGUACUAUAUUUCAAAUGGUUUGACUUUAAGCUGUUAAAAGUUGGUUUCAUGAUUCUCAAGCUUUUGCUGUUUUUUUUCUUCUGUCUGUGUACAAGUAAUCUCUUGCUUCUUUGUAGCGGUGUUUUAUUGUGCAGCCCGCAAGCUUCCGCCGAAACCUCUGGUUGUAUUUAUCUUUUCUUUUGAAAAUUUAAGUUACUUUAUCAGUAGCUUCGUCCGUUUGUGUAAUGAUGUUAUCAUAAUUAAAAAGAGAUAUUUUUUGCA
Molecule: messenger RNA, 3132 nt
Organism: Misgurnus anguillicaudatus (oriental weatherfish)
Lineage: Eukaryota; Metazoa; Chordata; Actinopteri; Cypriniformes; Cobitidae
Product: spindlin-W
Biological process (GO): gamete generation
Source: RefSeq, a predicted model, not a curated record